Messenger RNA from Cimex lectularius (bed bug), 2314 nucleotides. RefSeq names its product thioredoxin reductase 1, cytoplasmic-like. Gene Ontology annotation, molecular function: glutathione-disulfide reductase (NADPH) activity; thioredoxin-disulfide reductase (NADPH) activity; flavin adenine dinucleotide binding. The record is from RefSeq and is a predicted model, not a curated record. Bases 75 to 2006 code for a protein of 643 amino acids. Gene Ontology annotation, biological process: cell redox homeostasis; glutathione metabolic process; cellular response to oxidative stress. NCBI's taxonomy places the organism in Eukaryota, Metazoa, Arthropoda, Insecta, Hemiptera, Cimicidae. The transcript is spliced from 13 exons. Gene Ontology annotation, cellular component: mitochondrion; cytosol.
AUUCACAUUUCUUAGUCGGACGUUAUCACUAUCGGUGAAAAGGCCAUCCGAGACUAGAAGGAUAAUCGACACGGAUGCAAAUUUGUCGUGAGGCAGUUCGACAUGCCGUUCCCAGGCUUAGAAUCGGCCCUCUCCGACUCACACAGGAGAAAAUGUGCCGAUGUGCUAUACGGUUGUACACCACCUCUGGCCCUGUCCGGACAUUGGUCGUUCACCUGAGGAAAUUUUCCAGAUCGACGAGCAUGGCUACAACGGCCGCAGACAGUGCUUCUGCACUUAUUAACAAGAAUAUCUCUGAAAACAAAGUUUUCAUAUUUAGCAAGAGCUGGUGUCCCUUCUGCACCAAGACCAAAGAAUUGCUAAAAGAGCAUUCGAUUUCAUUUUCUCAUAUUGAACUCGAUGCAGUUGAUGGAGGGGACGAAAUCCAGCAAAAGUUAUUGGACAUGACAGGGCAGAAAACAGUUCCAAGUAUUUUUAUAAAUGGAAAGCAUAUUGGUGGUUUUUCUAAUCUUAAUGCAAUUGCCGAAGUUGGACUACUGUAUGAUACAGUCAUGGGAAUUCCGUAUGAAUACGAUUUAUUCGUAAUCGGUGGCGGCUCGGGAGGAAUAGCCGCUGUUAAAGAAGCCAGAAAGUAUUCCAAAAAAGUAGCCCUCUGCGACUUUGUUCAUCCCAGCCCGAGAGGAUCGAAAUGGGGCAUUGGUGGGACGUGCGUAAACGUUGGUUGCAUUCCUAAAAAACUUAUGCACAGGGCUUCGUUAAUUCACCACGAUCUGGCUGAUGCUGCAUCCUUCGGAUGGCCAACAUCCAAGGAGCCCCACAAUUGGAAUACAUUGGUUGAAAACAUUGGCAAUUAUAUCAAAUCAUUAAAUUUUAAUUACCGCAAAGAGUUACGUAAAAAUGAAAUCCCUGUUAUGAAUGGGUAUGCUGAAUUCGUUGAUAAUCACACUGUUCAGGUUACUGACGCUUCUGGUAACACAAAAAAUGUUACCAGUCGCAUGUUCAUCAUUGCGUCAGGCUUGAGACCCUUUUAUCCGAACAUAAGCGGCGCCAAAGAAUAUUGUAUUACAUCAGACGAUUUAUUUUCACUGAAAAAUAACCCAGGUGAAACGUUGAUCGUUGGAGCCUCAUAUAUAGCACUUGAAUGUGCUGGAUUUUUAGCAGGACUCGGUAUACCUUGUACUGUUAUGGUCCGGUCAAUUCUUCUGCGUGGGUUUGAUCAAGAGAUUGCUGAAAAAAUUGGGAAAAGCAUGAAAGAUCUUGGUAUAAAGUUUGUUAGACCCUGCAUUCCAACGAAUGUAACAAAGGAGGGUGAAAAAUUGAAAGUGGAAGGAACUUACGAUGACGGAAAACCGUUUGCAGAAUUAUACGACACAGUAAUGUUCGCCACAGGCCGAGAAGCCCAGACUGACAGUUUGGGAUUGAAAAAUGCCGGAAUCUUUGUGAAUCCUAAAUCAAAAAAGAUUUUUGUGAACAAUAAAGAACAAACGACAGCUCCUAAUAUAUUUGCAAUUGGGGAUGUGGCUGAUGUCGGCCUGGAACUGACACCGGUUGCCAUCAAGGCAGGAAGAUUGCUUGCAAAGCGUUUGUUUGGUAUCUCGACUGCGCUUAUGGACUAUACAAACGUCCCCACUACUGUGUUCACCCCUCUUGAGUACGGAUGCGUUGGAUAUUCUGAAGAAUCGGCACGAGAGAAGUACACAGACGUUGAAGUGUUUCACAACAUUUUCAAGCCGUUGGAGAGCGUAUUGUCUGAACGCUUUGAUUCCUUAUGCUUCGCAAAAUUAGUCUGCAAAAAGGAAGACAAGAAGUGGAAAGUGAUUGGAUUGCACGUUCUUGGACCAAAUGCUGGUGAAAUUACCCAAGGUUUCGCUCUAGCUCUGAAAAUGGGCGCAAGUAAAGAUGAUUUCGAUAGUCUAGUUGGCAUCCAUCCAACCAAUGCCGAGGUAUUUACUACUAUGACUAUUACUAAGUCCUCAGGAGAGGUGUUGGACACUGGAGGUUGCUGAGGUUAAUUUCAGCUUUAUUCUUCACUGCUAUCUACACAAUUUAUUCUAAAAUAGUUGUGUAGUGAAGAAUAGAGCGUAUUUUUCUUAAACUUGUGUUUUCGGCUAUUGGUACACUAUAGUUAUUUUAUGACUGGUAUUGACUAAACCAUUUUGGUGUUGAUACCACGAGGUUUCUACUAUAUGUGAACAGUAGUUAUAAAACACACACACACACACACACAAAAAGCUUAAAUUUCACAAUGUUGUAUUGUUCAAAAGGUAUCUACAAAGAAAAUGAAAGAAAAAGGAGAAAAAAAAGGUUAAAAUAU